Messenger RNA from Eremomyces bilateralis CBS 781.70, 651 nucleotides. RefSeq lists its product as uncharacterized. The record is from RefSeq and is a predicted model, not a curated record. NCBI's taxonomy places the organism in Eukaryota, Fungi, Ascomycota, Dothideomycetes, Eremomycetales, Eremomycetaceae. The transcript has a single exon. The coding region runs from base 79 to 576 and encodes 165 amino acids.
CCACAGUCCACACAGUCACAUAGUCACAUUCACAGUCUCACACACACAGGGCACGUGCAUGGACCAUGAGAGAGAAAAAUGGAAAAUCACAGUGAGAGGGCAGAUGGCAGACACACACGAACCCCUCCUUCCCUCUGGAACACUAAUCGCACUGGCCCGUUCUUUCCCUCUUUCUCUCUCUUUCCCUCUGUCUUUCCACUUUCCACGUUCCUGCCCUCUCUCCAUUCGUUCCUCCCAAUCCUGGCUCCACCUCCUGCACCGCCGACUUCUCUCUACACACAACCACGGACCAAUCACGUGCCCCCACUACCUCCCACCACCGCCGCUCCUCUCCUCUCACUUCUCCCACUGAGUCCAACUCCUUCUGCACCUUUUUCCUUUCGCCUCCUCCUCGCAACCUUUCUACCGCCUCUUCUCUUCUCCUCCUCCUCCACCCAUCUCUCAACGUCACUCAAACUUUCUAUCACCACUCUCGAUCUUCGCUCCCACUCCGCUUCCUCCCUCCCUCUCUCACUCCCCUUCACCUUUCUUCUCACCACCAAUCUCAUUCUCCAUCUUCCAUCCCCGUGUCCAUAACCCUGGGCACUCUUUCGCUUCCAUUCCGCUCCGCGCCCUUCCUUCCACCUCUCUUGAAGGAUCUCAGUGUAUGUU